AUGGAAUCGUCCAUGGAGCUGACGGUGCACCACCAUGGAACCCCGCACAGCUUCCCGCUCUCCAACUCAGCGACACUACAAGACCUCGCCGCAGCUAUCGAAGGCAUUCUGAACAUUCCAGUCGCGAACCAAAAGCUCCUUAUAGCUCCAAAGCCAGGCAUGCAGAAAGCACCGUUCCCACCAACCGCUCUCACGGACAUACUCCCACUCGACUCACCAAGGUUCAAAAUCACUCUCCUCGGCUCACCCGCCAAAGCAAUUGCAGACCUUCACGAACAAGCAACUAGCGAGCGCAAACGCCAAGAAACCCGCGCAUCGGCCUUAGCCACAGCCCGCAAAAACCAACCCACAGCAUCUCGCAGCCGUGGCAUCAACACCCUGUCCAAUGGCAGCAACAACUACACCUUCCACCGCCUCCUCCCUCUAAACUACCUACCGAACCCAGACCGCUCCCUCCAGUUCCUCACCCGCCUUCGCGAUGACGCAGGCAUCCGCGCUGCAAUGGCGAAACACAAAUUCUCCGUCCCACUUCUCACGGAAAUGAACCCGGCAGAGCACACGACCAGCGAGUCGCGCACGCUAGGACUAAACCGAAACAAAGGCGAAGUCAUCGAGCUUCGACUGCGCACAGAUGCAUACGAUGGGUAUCGUGACUACAGAACUAUUCGCAAAACGCUCUGUCACGAACUGGCGCAUUGUGUGUUCGGGCCACAUGAUCGGGACUUCUGGGACUUGACGGCGCAGAUUGAGCGGGAGGUUGAGGCUGGGGAUUGGAAGUCUGGUGGGAAUCGGUUGACGGGACAGGAGUUUUAUAAUCCUGGGGAUUGGGAGCGGGUACAGAGUGGGGAGGAUGAAUAUGUUGAUGAGUGUGGGUGGACUGGGGGUGAGUUUGUGCUUGGUGGGUUGAGAGAUGGGAAUAGAGACAGCGGAGGGACGGAGUCAAGGAGGGAAAUUCUCGCGAGGGCUGCUGAGGAGAGGCUGAAAAAGGAAGGGAAGAAGGAGACGCAGGAUGAUGGGAGAUGA
Messenger RNA from Penicillium atrosanguineum, 1023 nucleotides. RefSeq names its product putative zinc metalloproteinase. Gene Ontology annotation, molecular function: proteasome binding. The transcript has a single exon. The record is from RefSeq and is a predicted model, not a curated record. NCBI's taxonomy places the organism in Eukaryota, Fungi, Ascomycota, Eurotiomycetes, Eurotiales, Aspergillaceae. Bases 1 to 1023 code for a protein of 340 amino acids.